Molecule: messenger RNA, 2379 nt
Organism: Plasmopara halstedii
Lineage: Eukaryota; Oomycota; Peronosporomycetes; Peronosporales; Peronosporaceae
Exons: 4
Coding region: 1-2379 (792 amino acids)
Source: RefSeq, a predicted model, not a curated record
AUGGUGACAGAUGUGCCAGAGGAGGAAGAGGAGAAGGAAAAGGAGGCACUACACAUUGCGAAUGCAGCUCCAAAUAAUGCGGAAUUUGCUUCAUCUGAUGUCUUAGCGCAAUCAAAAAGCCACACAGCCUGGCCGAAGGAAUUUAAUUACAAAGAAUACAUUGCGUUGAAGCGAGGCAAAGAGCGCAAGGCUUAUUUAAUGAGCUUUGCCAGUAAAUAUGGACUUCAGAUUCCAACCACCACCACCGCAACAACAACUGCUCCUUGCCUUGAGCAUAUCAGCGACCAAAAAAACGUUGAUGAAGUCUAUGGUGGACCCAAGGACCGUAGAAGAGUGCCGGAAAAGCAGUACAUGAGGACAAAUGCAAAUAAUGCUGCAGUAGAUAUGAAAAAGACAAGAAAUAUGAAGCCAAAAUGGUCUAUACCACAAAACUUUACCUGGCCCAAGGGUAUGAAUCGAGAGGAAUUUCUUGCGAAGAAACCGGGUGAAGAGCGCAUGGCCUAUUUAGCCAAAUACAUCAGAAAAAAUAGCAUAGAAUUAGAAGAGACCACUUCGCAACUAAGUUUGCCCAUUGGCCGUCAGCCAGAUCCACAAGCACAUCCUUUUUGCAGAUGCUCUAGCUCCGAGGCGUGCGCAUCUUGCCAUAAAUGCAUGGAGUUGCACUGUGUCUGCGGAUUGACUGGCCGUCUACGUCGUGCUGUAUGUCAGGAGUCCCGAGCAUGUAAUUGCUCACUAAUGGAUCCUACCGCACGUUGCAAGCUCUGUCAUGGCUGCCGGCAGCCACAUGGUAUCAGUCAUUGUCGCUGUGUCUUACAUCAGCGACUUUUGUGGCAAAAAAGGCGCCCAGAUUCUGUUAGCGAAUUAACGACAAAAGAAGAGGACAAUGUUUGCAGUUGCUUUUUGCUUGCUCAUCGACAUGGAGGAGCUGAUGCUACACGGAAAAAGCAAGCGGACGUAGUGAGACAAAUUGAGCGUGUACGCCGAAUGAAAAGAGCCAUAGGAUUUCCAUCGAGUGAUAACUUAUAUCGAGAUAAGAAAGUCAUUAAUCUUCUCGGUGACGAAGGACUGGAAAGCGAUUAUGACGAUGGGGUGGAUGAUGGACCAUGCUCUGAAGUGUUCCAACCCAGCACUUCAAGUGUCAUUCCGCGGACAAUGACUAGACGGCUGUUGGAUACUGAAUACUGUCCAGCAUCGUAUCAUCCAUUGUUUCGUUCGGAAGGUUGCUCGUUGCUGGAGAGUAUCGAGCCGCGAAAUGGACGAAUUAGCCGUAAUGGAAACGCUGCUCUAAACAGCGAUGCGAUGCAAGGUGAAAUUUGCCGGGGAUUAGAGAACAUAGCAUUUGAGUUAGAUCGAAACGAUACAAUGCCACCUGAUGAAUUAGUGGACUAUUUGGUGUACGUGGCAAGCGUUAAAUCAGUGAACAUUGGGGAACUCAUAGGCACGUUUGACGACACGGCUGCUGUUGCGGCCAGUAUCGUUAUAGAAGAGUAUAUGACACAGCUUAUCAAAGACACUGCUAUUCAUCAACGAGCGUUGUGUCCUUUAACGGAAGCAAGUGCUCAGGCAUUCACAAGAGAAUGUAUAAUGGGUUUAAAUUGGUGCCUUUUUGAGCAACAACAUCCCUUCGUACCUUCUGAUCCAACUAACAGAUUUACAUCGCUUGUGGAAAAAGAAGAAAUGCUUAAAAACAAGUUAGCAGCUUUGAUUCAACAUGAGUUUGUAUCUACGCAGCCAAACCGCUUAAAUAAGAUAGAAGACAAAAAGUUGUCCCAAUGGAUUCGAAGUGCCAUCGAUAUACCAUCUUUCGUAUUAACCGGCACGACAGAAGCUGACGUAGCAGGACUUACCGAAAAUCUGUCAAGCGAAACGGCAGCUCUUGUUCACCAGAUUACUACAGCAAACUCAACGCAUCCAACUCGUCAGAUUCGUCUUUCGGUCAAAGCAAAUUCUAUGACUGGAAAUCCUAGUUACGACCUGCAGUUUGCAGCAAUGCUAGAAGAUGGACAUCACAUCAAAACGUCUGUUGGUGGGUUAGACAGUAAGAUCAGAGCGAAUUCGACGAUCUUCCAGCUCGAAAACGUCAUCGAGCGCCAGGAGCGAAGGAGUAAAGGAAUCCUUGUGGACCCGCUGAAGGCUCCUGGACCUCCGCCGAACCCUAGGCCUCGACCCCCACAGGAUCCAGACGAUGCUUACGGUAGUAUGUUUAGGCACGUUUGGGAGCACUUUAACGCAUGUGAUCUUCAGAAUUGGAAGGAGUCGAUGGAUAGUUUCUUGAACGUGAUUACGCCAGGGUGUACGACUGCUCGGCGAGACGCGAAGCGUCAAGGUACGGGGUCAUGGCAAAAAAAGUCAAAAAGGCAGAAGACUGUUUCGAAUUAA